Molecule: messenger RNA, 360 nt
Organism: Knipowitschia caucasica
Lineage: Eukaryota; Metazoa; Chordata; Actinopteri; Gobiiformes; Gobiidae
Source: the annotation of a GenBank genome assembly
AUGGGGGGGGUGAGAUGCUGGGGGGGUGAGAUGCUGGGGGGGGUGAGAUGCUGGGGGGGAUGCUGGGGGGGUGAGAUGCUGGGGGGGGUGAGAGGCUGGGGGGGGGAGAUGCUGGGGGGGGAGAGAGCUGGGGGGGUGAGAUGCUGGGGGGGUGAGAUGCUGGGGGGGGUGAGAUGCUGGGGGGGUGAGAUGCUGGGGGGGAGAGAGGCUGGGGGGGGAGAGGCUGGGGGGGCUGGGGGGGGUGAGAUGCUGGGGGGGGUGAGAGGCUGGGGGGGUGAGAUGCUGGGGGGGGGUGAGAUGCUGGGGGGGAGAGAGGCUGGGGGGGGGAGAGGCUGGGGGGGUGAGAUGCUGGGGGGGUGA